Molecule: messenger RNA, 1756 nt
Organism: Solanum pennellii
Lineage: Eukaryota; Viridiplantae; Streptophyta; Magnoliopsida; Solanales; Solanaceae
Product: inositol monophosphatase 1
Exons: 10
Coding region: 725-1447 (240 amino acids)
Biological process (GO): phosphatidylinositol phosphate biosynthetic process; inositol metabolic process; signal transduction
Molecular function (GO): inositol monophosphate 1-phosphatase activity
Source: RefSeq, a predicted model, not a curated record
UUUAUGUACUGCUUUCCGUAGUGCUUUAUUUCAUUGUUGUUACUGUUUUCAUUUUUGUUUUCUCUUUUUUAAACUGCUUUGACAUGUUCUACUUGAGUCGAAGUUCUAUUAAAAACAUGUAGUAUUCAGGAAUUUUGCUAAGGGUGUAGUAUAUAUCUCUAAAAAGUUUUUUUUUAAUAUCUAUAUACAUUCUUAUUAUUUCUAAAUGCACAAUAUGAUUUUCCGACGAUGGUGUUUGAGUGGCUACUUUUGGAUCAAUAUAGUCACACCAAUGAUUGAAAAUGGACUCAAUAUCUUUAUAAGAUAGGGGAAAGGUGUGUGUGUACAUAACAUCUCGAGACUCCACUUGUGAGAUUACACUGGGCAUGUUGUUGUUGUUGUUAUAUAUGAUGAUUUGUAUUUUGGGUAGUAUAGGCUAUAAUGGAAGUGUUUGUGAUAUAUUUGAGUACUAAAAGUGAUGACAAUGUUUACGUAUUGGUUGAAGCAAGUGAUUUAGAGUUAGCAUUGCGAUAUUUAUGAAGAAAAAUGACUUCUGCAUAUCAAAGAUUUGAACUUUAUGGGUUCUUGUCCGAAAUUCCACUAGUCUAUUUGAUGUAUUGAGUUCAAAAUCUAUUUGUUGUACAUAUACAGUGGUGAUGAACUCAUAACUUCUAUAUUACAUUUGUCCUGUUGUCUAUAACUAAGAGAAGUCGUUGUUCCCUUUUUGUUGAAAAUAUCUUUCUUGAUGACUACACUGCGGAAAUUCAAGUCAUUGGUGGAUUUGGUCACGGAGACCGACAAGGCAUGUGAAGACCUCAUAUUCAAUCAUCUCAAGCAACAUUUUCCGAGUCACAAGUUCAUAGGUGAAGAAACAUCGGCUGCUACUGGAGAUUUUGAGUUAACUGAUGAACCGACUUGGAUAGUUGAUCCAGUUGAUGGCACAACUAAUUUUGUGCAUGGGUUUCCUUCUGUCUGUGUCUCGAUUGGACUUACAAUUGGGAAGAUUCCAACUGUUGGCGUUGUUUAUGACCCAAUUAUCGACGAGCUUUUCACUGGAAUUAAUGGGAAAGGUGCGUAUCUUAAUGGGAAGCCUAUCAAAGUAUCUUCGCAGUCCGAACUUGUGAAGUCCCUCCUUGGCACAGAGGUCGGAACUACACGGGAUAACUUAACUGUAGAAACUACAACGAGGAGAAUCAAUAAUCUGCUUUUCAAGGUUAGAUCACUCCGAAUGUGUGGUUCGUGUGCACUUGAUCUCUGUUGGGUGGCAUGUGGAAGGCUUGAACUCUUCUAUUUAAUUGGAUACGGAGGCCCUUGGGACGUGGCUGGUGGCGCUGUAAUAGUGAAGGAAGCUGGAGGCGUCCUGUUUGAUCCAUCUGGUUCGGAAUUUGACAUCACAUCACAACGUGUAGCUGCUACAAACCCUCAUCUCAAGGAGGCGUUUGUCGAGGCCUUGCAGCUAUCCGAAUGAGUAUCAUAGGAGAUGGAAAACGGACACUUCAAAACCAGUUAAGUUCUUUCGUUAUUGAACCCGAUAAAGAUCCAUCUUGUGGAUGUGAGCAUAUUAGGCCAAGAAAAUUUACUACUUGUCCUGCAUUACAAGGUCCAUUAUAGCUAGCUGAGAUAUAAUUGCUACUGAUUUUCUUUUAGUAGCUACUGUUAUCUUGCUAUAUGGUGUAAGAAACUUUGUGUAAAGCUCAUGUGUGACCUACAAAAAUGUCUUCUUGUUUUGUUUGCAAAAAGCUGACAUUAAUAAUAGAACAUAUCUUUUGCCUUCCUA